Coregonus sp. 'balchen' is the source of this 36153-nucleotide messenger RNA. NCBI's taxonomy places the organism in Eukaryota, Metazoa, Chordata, Actinopteri, Salmoniformes, Salmonidae. The record is from the annotation of a GenBank genome assembly.
AUGUCGACGGAAGUGGAGACAUGGACCACCGUUCAAAAACACGAUGGUGAGUUAUUUGAAUAGCAUAUGCACGAAUACAUGCUUAUUUCAAGGCAGUAAAUCGUUUGGAUUGAACGAGGAAAACAUGUUUGCCCACUUCGCCUAUUGUCUCAAAGGGUUGGGCUGCAGUUCCAGCCACAUUCCACCAUGUGCUCGAGUUAGCAAUGAAGCUAGAUAGCUAGCACGUUAAUUCGACGGCCAACUCACAAAUUGCUGAACGAUAUAUUUGAGGAUGCAUUGUUUUCUAGUUUUUUUUAUGGACCCAUUGUCUUGCUGGGCACAUGUGAAGACGCUCUCUAAUACUUAACCCCUUCGAGACUUGUGGUUUUGCAGUGCAUUACCUUCCUAUUUGCAUCUUGCUAUCUAACUGGCUAGCCAGAUACGUUAGCCCUUCGCCAAUCAACAUACUAUAAUAAUAAUAAUAAUAAUAUGCCAUUUAGCAGACGCUUUUAUCCAAAGCGACUUACAGUCAUGCGUGCAUACAUACUGUAGAACACCGUUGUUGCGCAAUCAAUCACUAACAGUUAUAUACUGACCUGUCAAAUGUUUAAAUUACGGACAUUUGCCUACACAUUUAUUUGUAUUAAGGGGUGUUUUGUGAUUAACGUUACUGCUUUGAAGAACACAUUUCCUUUACCUCUAGUCUGGAAUGACCAUAAACAUUGAUGCGACAGUGCUUUCAUUCUUGGCCAAUGUUAUCAUGUGUUUUUAAUCAUAAUCUCGGUAAUUUGACAAACCCCUUUGUUUGUAUAAGCAUGCGGUCAAUCGACGAACUGAAUGUUAAUGUUGUCAAACAAUACCACGCCCCCUUACCAGACGUGCAAUCCGUUGCGUGCAAUACCUUUUUUAUUGGGCUACUUGAAAAAUACUGCAACGAACAUCAAGUAACUUAUAUGCAUAUUUGUUAAAUACAACCUGUAUGCCAUAUUGCACAUCAUUCAUUAUGCCAAUGUUGAAUGGGAUGGAUUCGGAAACGAGCUCUAAUCAUUCUCUCUAUUGCAUCGACAUGAAUAUCCCCAUUGAGCAAAAUGGUCGCAUGACAUCUUGCAUUGGCCGAAGACAUACUGUUUCAUGUGGCUUCAUGUGGCAUGUGGCUUCUACAUAAUAAAUGUUGUCUUUCUCGAGCAGAAUUCGAGAUUAGUAGACACACACACAACCCUGUGUAACCUACGACUGACUACUCAUGCUGAGUUGAUAACCAGUGGGAAUUUACCACCAUAUAGUUAGAUUGAGGACUCUAGAUGGAUAAAACAAGUUUUGGCAUGGACAUUGCCAUUGAGGGCUUCACCAUUUUAAAGUAGUCAACUGGGUGGGACUUCCUAUGAGUGAAGGAAGGAUCACAUGAUUCCAUCUAUACUUGGAAUAUCUGAUAAUGAUUACAAUUCACUGUGAAAAUAUUUAUUCAUAAACAUUAAAUACAACAAGUGUUCAGCAGAAUUAAACCCAGGGUUUCAUUCUAGUGUCACAUCAUGUGUGAAAAUACUCAAGUUAUUGCCAUUUGUAAAGUACAAGUACAUACAUUGGAAUUUCACUUUUUUAAAAAAAAGUAGUGCUGAGCGAUUAGUGCUUUUUGAGGUCAUUUUGGUUUAGAAUAUAUGUAAAAAAAAACAUUCACUGAAAUAUCAAAAAAAAAAGUUGGAAAUUACUAUGAAAUAAUAUAAUAUUUCAGUUGUGUAUAUUACUUAGUUUUUAUUUGUGUUAUUUUUAAUUCCUAAAAGUAAUCUCAUCUCUGCUCAGGCAAUAGCAACCAAACAGCCAGACAACGUUCUCUGUGCUGUACUGUCUUUAGUCCUCUUAUUUAGCUAGGCAUGCUGCAGAGCUGUUUGACAAUCAUUUUACUAGUUCUUCAAAGUAGAUCGGGAUACUUUUACGAACUGUCUUUAUCCAUCUUGGUUGUGUUGUUGCCCUCUCAUGCGGUCUGUGUGUAUCUAACAUAGCAGGCGUAAAAGUGUGUCCAUCUCGGUCCGAGGCGGAAAAUACAGGCGCAAUGGAUUAUGGUCACUGUAGUUAAAUACCAUGUUGCACUGAAUUAGGUUGAAUAUUUGCUUAAUUAAAAAUACAACUCCCUUCAGCCCAGCGGCCCACAUACAGUGGGGAAAAAAAGUAUUUAGUCAGCCACCAAUUGUGCAAGUUCUCCCACUUAAAAAGAUGAGAGGCCUGUAAUUUUCAUCAUAGGUACACGUCAACUAUGACAGACAAAAUGAGGGAAAAAAAUCCAGAAAAUCACAUUGUAUGAUUUUUAAUUUAUUUAUUUGCAAAUUAUGGUGGAAAAUAAGUAUUUGGUCACCUACAAAACAAGCAAGAUUUCUGGCUCUCACAGACCUGUAACUUCUUCUUUAAGAGGCUCCUCUGUCCUCCACUCAUUACCUGUAUUAAUGGCACCUGUUUGAACAUGUUAUCAGUAUAAAAGACACCUGUCCACAACCUCAAACAGUCACACUCCAAACUCCACUAUGGCCAAGACCAAAGAGCUGUCAAAGGACACCAGAAACAAAAUUUUAGACCUGCACCAGGCUGGGAAGACUGAAUCUGCAAUAGGUAAGCAGCUUGGUUUGAAGAAAUCAACUGUGGGAGCAAUUAUUAGGAAAUGGAAGACAUACAAGACCACUGAUAAUCUCCCUCGAUCUGGGGCUCCACGCAAGAUCUCACCCCGUGGGGUCAAAAUGAUCACAAGAACGGUGAGCAGAAAUCCCAAAACCACACGGGGGGACCUAGUGAAUGACCUGCAGAGAGCUGGGACCAAAGUAACAAAGCCUACCAUCAGUAACACACUACGCCGCCAGGGACUCAAAUCCUGCAGUGUCAGACGUUUCCCCCUGCUUAAGCCAGUACAUGUCCAGGCCCGUCUGAAGUUUGCUAGAGUGCAUUUGGAUGAUCCAGAAGAGGAUUGGGAGAAUGUCAUAUGGUCAGAUGAAACCAAAAUAUAACUUUUUGGUAAAAACUCAACUCGUCGUGUUUGGAGGACAAAGAAUGCUGAGUUGCAUCCAAAGAACACCAUACCUACUGUGAAGCAUGGGGGUGGAAACAUCAUGCUUUGGGGCUGUUUUUCUGCAAAGGGACCAAGACGACUGAUCCGUGUAAAAGAAAGAAUGAAUGGGGCCAUGUAUCUUGAGAUUUUGAGUGAAAACCUCCUUCCAUCAGCAAAGGCAUUGAAGAUGAAACGUGGCUGGGUCUUUCAGCAUGACAAUGAUCCCAAACACACCGCCCGGGCAACGAAGGAGUGGCUUCGUAAGAAGCAUUUCAAGGUCCUGGAGUGGCCUAGCCAGUCUCCAGAUCUCAACCCCAUAGAAAAUCUUUGGAGGGAGUUGAAAGUCUGUGUUGCCCAGCGACAGCCCCAAAACAUCACUGCUCUAGAGGAGAUCUGCAUGGAGGAAUGGGCCAAAAUACCAGCAACAGUGUGUGAAAACCUUGUGAAGACUUACAGAAAACGUUUGACCUGUGUCAUUGCCAACAAAGGGUGUAUAACAAAGUAUUGAGAAACUGUUGUUAUUGACCAAAUACUUAUUUUCCACCAUAAUUUGCAAAUCAAUUCAUAAAAAAUCCUACAAUGUGAUUUUCUGGAUUUUUUUCCCCUCAAUUUGUCUGUCAUAGUUGACGUGUACCUAUGAUGAAAAUUACAGGCCUCUCAUCUUUUUAAGUGGGAGAACAUGCACAAUUGGUGGCUGACUAAAUACUUUUUCCCCCACUGUAGGUCUUGACAUGAUUUCUCUCCUGAAUGGUUUGAUCUCUAGAGGAAUUGCGUGUUGGGGUCACAAAAAAUACUAACUAAAUGGAAUUCAAGUAAUUGAACUGAAGUUGUCCAAUUUAGUUGUUUAAUAACCAAUCUUUUUUGUUGUUGUUGGGUUAAUCACUCAGAUCUACUAAGAAGAUUUUAAACACACAAGUAUAUAAAAUACAACCCCCCCAUAUGUAAGGCAAGAAAGUGCAAGGAAUGUGCACUUUAAUGGUACACUCCUUGCUCGAGUCAUAGUUGUUUACCAUACAUCUGUGCACAUAUGGGCUGUUGCUCUUCCAUAUGAACUCUGUUGGCCCUAGUCUACUCGAGGAAGGCCUGUCGCGCUUGAUUAAACAGCUCCGCUGCUGUGGUGGUGGUAACACUCCCCGUCAAAGACGCCUUUGUGUGGGUUGGAGGAAAAACCCUCCCGCAAACAUACAGGCCUAUGUGGGUCUAUAGAGCUCAUCACAACUGUCAGUGAAAUUAUUUAACCCGUGAAAUGCUGCAACGUCCACACCACCGCUGACAUAUCUUGCAUAGGCUUACAUAUAGCCUAGCAGCAACUGGAACAAACUGCAUUUUCAAUUAUUACUAGUAUACUUGUUUGAGUUGACAUUUUUUAUAAUAUACCUGCUUUGGCAUGUCUUUAUUUGAUGAUUAUCUGAUGCGAGUGUGGAGCGUAACCCAUCUUUUGAAUGGAGCAGCAACCUGCCUAUAGAGUAUUAACGUGAUGGGCUGCAGUGUUAUUUUAGCAGCGUUGUAGGGUACUACAUGUCAGCAGAACAUUUAUAUAGAUAGUAGUCCUGAGGUAAAUAUAGGCUGAAAAGUAGAGCAUAAUGGAGCUUGCGCUACACUGAAAUGUGAAGCCGGAUUUGUUUAUGGCCUACUGACUACACAUAAUGUACGUUAAGGUCCACGACUCAGUCAAUCGCUUAAUUUCAAAUGAGGACAGAAAACAAACCCAGCUGGGAACAGAUAUAUGGCCUGUCUGAAAUGGCACUGUAUUCCCUAUCACCCUAUGCUAUUUGGGAUGCAGCUUAAGUCUAAGCAAAAGACACUGAGCCUCAUUGGCUCUUUUUAGUGCAAACUUUUAUUUACUUAAAACAAUGAUGUAAAUUAAAGGAGGCCAAAACAACACUUAAAAAAACCCUAGUUCAAUAAUAGACAUAAUUGGAAAUCGUCUAAUAUCUUCCCAGUAAGCUCUGUAGCUAACUCGUCUGUCUGGACAAUCCUCUGUGUCUGUCUGCCCCUUACUGACAGUUGAACCCCCACCCCCCCCCCUCCCCAGGACAGAAUCACCAACCAACCACACCCCCUCUCUCUCCCUCCUUAACCCAACUGUAACAACACACCAGAUAAGUCUGAUUGUCCUGGAUCAAGCCGCAGAGAGUGCUUGUUCGUGUUCAGCAAGGAACAUCGUAUAAAUACAUUUAGCAACAGAAAACAAUAAUUUGUGUUGUAUGUUAUUGGUCUAGGUAGUAGCACCUCCCUUUUCACCCUGUUUGAAAACAAAUUCUCCACACUGAACACGGCCCUGUCGGACAACAGUUUGGGACUGCAUUUCAUCAUGUGAAAGCCCCCUUCCUUGCCUUGGCUUUAGGGUUGCAAAACUCUGGUAACUUUUCCAAAAUGCCCAGGUUUUCUAGAAAUCCUGGUUGGAGGAUUCCUGGAUUUCUUGCCUAUUCCUUUCUGAUUCCGUUAAUCUUCCAACCAGGAUUUUGGGGAGUUUUGAGAAAGUUUACAGAAUUUUGCAAACCUACUUUGCGUCCAUUACCCCACUGACUCCAACCUGUUUGGCUGUGAGUGACCUCCUUACUGAACUGCCACUGUCACCUCACACCAAGCAGCCAUUACUACUGUGGAACUGGGUCAAUUCUCCCAUCUCUCUGAAAAUGUUGCUCCACUGACCCCAGCCUCUCACCACGUCCAAGCGGUGCCAGGCCUAAACAGUGUACAUACACACUAGGGCAAUGAGGUUAUAUCUACCGCAGUCAUAUACCCUUGAAUGCACCUCGGCUACUACAAGUGGCGCAGUGGUCUAAGGCACUGCAUCGCAGUGCUAGCUGUGCCACUAGAGAUCCUGGUUCGAAUCCAGGCUCUGUCGUAGCCGGCCGCGACUGGGAGACCCAUGGGGCGGCGCACAAUUGUCCCAGCGUCGUCCAGGGUAUGGGAGGGAAUGGCCGGCAGGGAUGUAGCUCAGUUGGUAGAGCAUGGCGUUUGCAACGCCAGGGUUGUGGGUUCGAUUCCCACGGGGGGCCAGUAUGAAAAAAUUAAAAAAUAAUAAUGUAUGCACUCACUACCUGUAAGUCGCUCUGGAUAAGAGCGUCUGCUAAAUGACUAAAAUGUAAAUGUUUUUUGUCUGCAAGGUUACACUAUGGCUUUUUAAAUGACGACACAAAACCUUCUCUGGAGAAAGUUUCGAAGCGCCACUGAACGGGCAUUUUACUUGUCUGUAAAGGAAUGCCGCUUCUGAAGCGGGACGAACGUCCAUCACUAGGUGACCAGAACUGUCAAUCAAAUAAUCUUGAGCUGCCUGCGUGCAGCUAGCCUGCUCGCCGACCACUCUUUCCUAAAAAAAGUACUUUCAAGUUUGUUAAAUACUGUGACUUACCAAGACAUUUAGUAGAAAGAUAACCUUUUCCGCUAGGAAUUGACUCCUAAAGCGCUAUUCGAACGGGCUAAGUUUUACUGGGGGAGCUCAGGUAAUGUAAUUAUGUACACGAGCACAAGUCACCACAUCUGUCAUUUUAGUCCCGUCCGAAUCUGCUAUGUCAGUAAUUUUUUACUUGGCAGGAAGGUUGUCCCUGUCCUAAAAACCUACUGUUUUUCGGCAAACUCCCAGGUCCUCUGAUAAUACUUAUCCCGUGCGAAUCGCCAUCCCUGUGUUUCGAGGGAUAUUACAGAGUUUGGGUAAGAACAUGGGAACAAAUUGAUGCUUACAAAAAGUGCUAUGCACAUUCAUACAGAUGAAUGAGACGUUUUUGUCAAAUAUCAACUUUUUUUAUUGGACGAUAUCGUACCAAUAAAUUGCCAAAAACAUCAGUUAAUUAAAUGUCUGCGACGGUUACAGUUAAUGGUUCUUAUUGAUAUGCAUUAUGACUUUCUCUGAACUGAAGGCCAUUAGGCCAAUAUUAGGGUAUCCUUAGACAUUUGAAAUGUGGACACCCCUGCUGUUAUUGUGAAGUGGAAACGUCUAGGAGCAACAACGGCUCAACCGCGAAGUGGUAGGCCACACAACCUCCCAGGACGGGACUGGCGAGCGCUUUAGCGGGUAGCGCAUAAAAAUCGUCUGUCCUCAGUUGCAACACUCGCUACCGAGUUCCAAACUGCCUCUGGAAGUAACGUCAGUGCAAUAACUGUUCGUCGGGAGCGCCAUUAAAUGGAUUUCCAUGGCUGAGCAGCCGCAUACGGCUGGAGUGGUGUAAAGCUCGCCGCCAUUGGACUCUUGAGCAGUGGAAAUGCCUUCUCUGUCACGCUUCACCAUCUGGCAAUCCGACGGACUAAUCUGGGUGUGGCGGAUGCCAGGAGAACUGGUGGAGGAGGUAUAAAGGUCUGCGGCUGUUUUUCAUGGUUCGGGCUAGGCCCCUUAGUUCCAGUGACGGGAAAUUUGAACGCUACAAUAUACAAUGACAUUCUGUGCUUCCAACUUUGUGGCAACAGUUUGGGGAAGGCCCUUUCUGUUUCAGCAUGAUAAUGCCCCCCUGUACAAUGGGAGGUCCAUACAGAAAUGGUUUGUCAAGAUCGGUGUGGAGGAACUAGACUGGCCUGCACAGAGCCCUGAUCUCAACCUGACCAUUAUCCCAGAAACCCUAGACCCACUCUAAUUUGCAUACCGCCCCAACAGAUCCACAGAUGAUGCAAUCUUUAUUGCGCUCCACACUGCCCUUUCACACCUGGACAAAAGGAACACUUAUGUGAGAAUGCUAUUCAUUGACUACAGCUCAGCGUUCAACACCAUAGUGCCCUCAAAGCUCAUCACUAAGCUAAGGACCCUGGGACUAAACACCUCCCUCUGCAACUGGAUCCUGGACUUCCUGACGGGCCGCCCCCAGGUGGUAUGGGUAGGUAACAACACGCUGAUCCUCAACACAGGGGCCACUCAGGGGUGCGUGCUCAGUCCACUCCUGUACUCCCUGUUCACUCAUGACUGUAUGGCCAGGCACGACUCCAACACCAUCAUUAAGUUUGCCGAUGACACAACAGUGGUAGGCCUGAUCACCUACAACGACGAGACAGCCUAUAGGGAGGAGGUCCGAGACCUGGCCGUGUAAGGGCUUUGAAGUAAGCAUUUCACUGUAAGGUCUACGCCUGUUGUAUUCGGUGCAUGUGACAAAUAAGAUUCUAUUUAUUUGAUUUGAACACCUGGAUUAAUUGGAACGCCGACUGCGAGCCAGGCCUAGUCGCCCAACAUCAGUGCCCGACUUCACUAAUGCUCUUGUGGCUGAAUGGAAGCAAGUCACUGUAGCAAUGUUCCAACAUCUAGUGGAAAGCCUUCCCAGAAGAGUGGAGGCUGUAUAGCAGCAAAGGGGGGGACCAACUCCAUAUUAAUGCCCAUGGCUUUGGAAUGAGAUGUUCGACGAGCAGGUGUCCACAUACUUUUGCCUCCAGGCUUCAUCUUAAUGGUCAAUUUUGAAUUACAGGGGCAGUUUGGUAAAACUAAUCCCGUCUGAAUCGUCCACUGGAAAAACGGACAUGCUGGGGUAAUAAUUACAUAACCGACGUUCUAUAGUAAUACUAGUCCCGUGCGACUAGGGCUUAAGAUUCAGUAUUUUUGGAAUGGAGGAGACUGAUUUAGUUCCCGUACUUCCGAGAAACAAACACACAUCUUUCAUUGCGAGGGGCAGAGAAAGAGGGGAGGGGCACAGUAUAGGCAGGUCGGCCACCAGACAGACUGAAUCUGAACCAUGUACUAGGCCUAUCUAUCAACAAUCAAAAUCUGUAUCUCGCAAUGGAAUGCUGUAUUUACUGGCUUGCAAUGUCUCGCAACAUCAGUAAAGCAGGGCCUAUCAUCAAUAAAUAGGCUAGGAUAUUCUACACGCGAAAGACUGAACACAUGUUCGUAUCAUUAGCGAAGAGAAAGGGCAGGCGAUCCAGCUGCAAUGUGAUUUAAAAAUUGUGGGGUUAUGGAUUUUUCUUAAUGUUAAGGAUCCCAAUUUUGUUUAAAUGUGUACACACACACAGGUCUACUGAAUACCUUUACACUACUAGUGGGAGUUAAUCUUACGAUUACCCAUGUAGGCCUACAGGCUACUAACGCAGGAAUACAAGGGGUUGUUUUUGACAGCAAAGUUCCCCUCUGACCUGGAUCAAGCCCAAAGCUUUUAGGAGGAUCUGCUGUCUGUCCUGCUGUUUAGUUUUUUUAAUUUAUUUUUUACUCCGGUUAAUUUACUAAGGUUACUGUAAUACUGUUUAAGAGGAGUGUGUGUGUGAGAGAGAAAUAGUUUCAGACUGGGGGGGUAGCCUAUGGGCUAGUAAUCUUUUUGUCUGAGUGUGGGUGGGGCAGUCUGGAUUAAAUACAGAGCGCAGAAGGAACGUGUGUCUGAUUUGCGCCAGUCAUCGCCCUGCGGAAACUGCGACUCACAUUUUUAAAUACUUUAUUUGAAUCCACAAAUCACAAUACAGUCGACGGAUUCAAACAUUUCAAAGGACACAUAUCUGGACUCUUAUGGAUACAGAAAGCACUUCUCCAUACAGCUAGGCUGCCUAUGAUGGACACACACACUUGUAAAAAAAACAAACAACAACAACAAAACAAUAAAAUAAAAUAAAACACACACUGAAAUAGAAAAAAAAUCUAGUUUCUAGCACUUUCAGUUCCCUAUACAGUCAGUGACAACUUACAUGGCCUCAAAGACUACAGAUCACUGCAUUACAAAUGUCAAAAGGCAUGUGGCCAGUGCUAGCUACUCCGAGAGGUAUAAAGUUACCUUUUGCUUAUGUAGCACAUUUAGUUUCUGGUUUCUGACUUAGCAGAACCCUAGUUUCCUCUCUCUGCUCUCCUCUCCUCCUUUUCUUCCUGUUUCCAAUUGGCCAGGCCUGUUUUUGGCUGGUUGACAUGGGUCUUCCUCUAAUUUACUGCUCUGGCAGGGCAUGUGGCCUAUUUGAAGGGAGGUGGAGGAGGACAAGAGACUUGGUUAGUUGUUUACAGCUUUGCAGGCCCAGGGUGUGUUUCUGACCGACGGUUGGCCGGCCCACGCUUGUGGUUAGAAUCAGAGAGCGAGAGACUCUUCCUGUGUGUGUGCAUACCGUACAGCAAUCUGUUACACCUUUUACACCCUGUAGGAAUCCUUUUCACUUGAUCCAUGUACAAAACGCCUCACUGACCACUAGCUCGUUUGAAUGAUUGACCUGCUCGUGGGCGCCUGGAUCAUCUAGCCCUUCUAGGAGAGCAGACACACAGGCUUUGUCCAAAAGUGCACUACUUUUAACUGAAACAGGGCCCACUGGCCUCAGAAGUAGUGCAAUAUCUAGGGAACAGGGUGCCAUUUUGGAUGCAGGCACACACAGCACUCAUGGCCAGUAAAAGUAGCUUGGCUGGUGCUAGCUCCACUCCAGUCUCCAGACAGUGCUGGAUCUGCUCUGUGGUUGGGCCGCCCUUCUGGUCCCUGUAAUCUAUAGGGCCGUAACUCCUCUUAGGGCUCGGCCUUGGGGCGGUGGGCUUUGUUGGAGGGCUCUGGGGUAUUCAUUACACCCUGAGAAAUUCCUGCUCCUCUUGAGGGGUCAUCUGACUGGCCGUGGGCCCAACACUGCCAUAUGUAGUCUGACCCAUGCUGAGUGGUAGCGACGAGAUGCCGACGAGAAGGAUAGAAAAAGCGCUCACGUCAGCAUUUUUUGCCCCCCAUGUGCCCUUUGCUUGCCCCCACCACUACUAGGGCUCUACUUCAACUCCAUUUGUUGUUGUUCCCACAAGACGCUUAAUGUAGACUGAGACCUGUCCUUUUCCCUGGCUCCGUACACACGAGGGAGCAGGAGGGAAUUAAAUGUUUUGCUAAUCCUCUUAACAGUCUUAACUAGCUACUGCACCUGUGGGCUGAAUGGCUGGUAGUGCAGGAGUGUGUGUGUCAAUGUGUAGCUCGUGUUGUGUGGUCAGUCUCCAUAAUAAAUUGGGAUUAGUGGGUUGCCCUGGUGUUGUAAGGGCUGAGACCUGCUAAAAGUGUCACCGCACAACUGUUUAAUAUAUGGAAGUGGGCCAACUAUGCUUGGGGUAGUCCUGGUAGUAGUAAGACUAUUUGUCUUCAGAAUGUUACCUGCAAAAUGCAUUUUAUUAUCUCUUUCUCCUGAUCUCUGGUAUUAUAGCUCAAAGGUGUUUCGAGACUUAGGUGUAGACUAUUAGGCACGUUUUGGUUUGCAUAUGUUGUGUACGUGUGGACUUGCCUCUGUAAAUCACCUUAUUAAGCAAUGUGGUGUGAGCAGCCACGAGGGCUUCUAACAGCUGGUAACGUUCCACACCGCCUGAGCAUGCUCUGCUGUUUGAGCUGACAUGUUGAUGUUAGCGCUUCAAUCUAUCCAGUUCUAUCGUUGAUGAAACCAUUGGGUAGUCGUUAUCAUAGAAUGCAAACCCUUUAAAAGCAGAUAAGACUAAUAGGUUAUGCUUAACAGACCAAUAUUCAUCAAAACUUACCUCCGUUCACCACAUUCUUGAGUUGACCUGAUAAAAUAAGGCUUUGUUGUAAAAUAGGGCGGAGGCUCGACACUUGACAGAAGAAUGUAUAGGCCUAGUCUAAAUCUGGACUUUCUACCCGUAAGACACUUAUUUUAUUUUUAUGAUUCUGGCUUUAUGGGCCUAAGCAGUUUGGUUAGUAAAGCGCUUAAACUCUGAAGGGCCCCAUAGGAUCGUGCAGUUGCUGUAAACAUUGCAUCAUUUUGUUAAAGCGCCAAUCAGCAGUUUAAAUUAAUAACAAAGAUCUCCCUGCCAAUGUUUGAGUAAAAAGCUGAGGGGGGGGCUGGAAAAAUGAAACCACUCAAAUGUAUAGGCCGAGCUAUUGAUGCAAUGACUAGUUUUUAUCAUGUUUUGAGGCUAUACGGUGUUUGUUUACUUUGUUUAUGAACAUUGGAGGAAAACAAGCGUAUGUUUUGGGUUCUGAUGUGGUAUGACAGUUGAACUAAGCUUAUGAGGCAUUUAUAGGUUAUACUCUUCAAGAAUCAAUGGUUACAUGUAAUUAAUUUAGAAGUCACAAAAUUGAUGGACUUUAGAUUGCCCCCUUUUUUUAAAGCUACAGUACAGCACACAAAUAUAGAUACGGGCACAUUUUGCCAUGGCAGAACCAUGUCUGAUGUGAAGCACUUUGUGGCUGUUGGUUUAAAGGUGCAAUAUGCAGAAAUAGCUCCGCCAUUUCCGUUCAGUAUACCGGGGUAUUUGGAAAGGGCCACGGGAUGGUUUUUCAAUACCGUCAAUACAGUUUUUAAACUAUUUGUUUGAAGUUUUUCUAUAAAUUAUCAUAUUUGUAGCUACUUUUUAAGUAAACACCUGCAGUCAACUUGUGCAAUACAUUAGGAGAUAAGAUUUCGUUCUUCAUUUCACCUGUCACAUUAUUUUACAUUAUGAAGCUUACCGUAGUUUGACAAGCUCAACUGGUCUGACGGUUUGUUUGCCAAUAGCACAAUGAGAGAAAGCAGGAGCAGGUGAGUCCAGCUGUGUAUUGACGGGUGUCGUUUUAUACUGAACAAAAAUAUAAAUGCAACUUGCAACAAUUUCGAAGAUUGGGGCGGCAGGUAGCCUAGUGUUUGGGCCAGUAACUUAAAGGUCACUGGUUCGAAUCCCCGAGCCGACAAAUAUGAUGUGCUCAUGAGCAAGGCACUUUCCCUUAAUUGCUCCUGGAAGUCGCUCUGGAUAAGAGCAUCUGCUAAAUGACUAAAAUGUAAAUUAGUUAGUUCAUAUGAGGAAAUCAGUCAAUUGAAAUACAUUCAUUAGGCCCUAAUCUAUGGGUUUCACAUGACUUGGAAUACAGAUAUGCAUCUGUUGGUCACAGAUGCAAAAAAUGGGCAUCACAAUGGGCCUCAGGAUCUCAUCACGGUAUUUUUGUGCUUUCAAAUUGGCAAUUGAUAAAAUGCUAUUGUGUUCGUUGUCCGUAGCUUAUGCCUGCCCAUACCAUAACCCCACCGCCAUCAUGGGGCACUCUGUUCACAACGUUGACAUCAGCAAACCGCUCACCCACACAACGCCAUACACAUGGUCUGCGGUUGUAAGGCCAUUGGAGGCAGGUGGUGGAGAAAUGAACAUGGGCGGCAGGUAGCUUAGUGGUUAAGAGCGUUGUGCCAGUAACCGAAAGGUCGCUGGUUCUAAUCCCCGAGCCGACUAGGUGAAAAAUCUGUCGAUGUGCCCUUGAGCAAGGCACUUAACCCUAAUUGCACCUGUAAGUCGCUCUGGAUAAGAGCGUCUGCUAAAUGACCAAUUAUUUAUUUAUUUAUUUAUUUAUAAAAUGAUCUGGCAACAGCGCUGGUGGACAUACCUGCAGUCAGCAUGCCAAUUGCACACUCCCUCAAAACUUGAGACCUCUGUGGCAUUGUGUUUUGUGGCAUAACUGCACAUUUUAGUGGCCUUUUAUUGUCCCAGCACAAGGUGCACCUGUGUAAUGAUCAUGCUGUUUAAUCAGCUUCUUGAUAUGGCACUCCUGUCAGGUGGAUGGACUAUCUUAGCAAAUGAGAAAUGCUCACUUACAGGGAUUUAAACAAAUUUGUGCACAAGAUUUGAGCAUUAAGCUUUUAGUGCAUAUGGAACAUUUCUGGGAUAUUUUAUUUCAGCUCAUGAAACCAACACUUUACAUGUUGCGUUUAUAUUUAGGUUCAGUGUAUAUUGAAAGUUGUUUUUUUUGCUUCAAUACAGUGAUCAGGGGCGUGCAACUUUAGUUUUCUUUCACAGAAAAUACAUUAGUGCAAUACAUUAGGCAGAAAAUGGCUUCAUUUUCAUCGGAUGACAACAGAAGUGCAGCACUAUUUGGCUGGCAGCCACAAGUAAAUUAGUUUACAAUGAAAAAGAAAGGUGGUCUUUGCAAAAAUAAUGCAUGGCCAUCAUAUUUCUAAUGUUUAUCCUAUAAAUAAUUUAGCCAGCUACAUUUUCUAAUGUUUUGCUUAAAAUUAAUCUUGCAUUUUACCUGAGAAAAGUAGGCUACACCGAAAAGUAGCUACACAUCAGUCCGAGUGCUGUCUGCUGAUAGAAUGCCGUUUGUGAAUUGUGAAACUGAAGAACAAAAUUAGUCUAAGGCUGAGCAGAAAUUACAAUAAGAAGCAUUUUAGAGUUGCAUUUAGAAAAUGCAGUAAGAUAUAAAAAAAAUGAUGUUAGACCCUUUUUCUCCCCAAUUCCGUGAUAUCCAAUUGGUAGUUACAAUCUUGUCUCAUCACUGCAACUCCCCAACGGGCUCGGGAGAGGCGAAGGUUGAGUCAUGCGUCCUCUAAAACAUGACCCGCCAAGCGCUGCUGCUUCUUAACACACUGCUCGCUUAACCAGGAAGCCAGCCACACCAUUCAACUGAUGACCGAAGUCAGCUUGCAGGUGCCUGUCCCGCCACAAGGAGUCGCUAGAGUGCCAUGGGCCAAGGAAAUCCCCCUGGCCAAACCCUCCCCUAACCCGGACGACCCUGGAACAAUUAUGCGCCGCCCUAUGGGGCUCCCGGUCACGGCCGCAUCUCAGCACUGCGAUGCAGUGCCUAAGACUUCUGCGCCUCUCAGGAGUGUAACAAGAUAUUUCUUAUGCAUAUUCUUUUUUGGGGGGGGCUAGUUAUCUAAGAAAGUGGCUGAAUUAAUAAGGAGACGGGGCAUCAUAUAGUGUUCCUCCAAGUCCUUAGAAAGUUUUGAAUAUUUUCCUUGACUUACUGGCUCUCUCUCUGUAAUCCUUUAAUUAUUAUAAUCUCAUGACCGUGACUGGACACGUUUCUCAUACUUGGGGAUUCUGAUUCUCUGUAAUUUGUAGUAGAAGUGCUGGCAGUUGACAUUCAAAUAGUUGUCAUGUUUCCACAGACAUAUAAACCUUUUGAAUAGCCAUCUCCAUAACUUACUACACUGAACAAUGUAGGCUACACAAUCAAAUUCAUACCUCUGUUGUCAAAGGUGCAUUCUGCAGAGUCUUUGUCCCCCUGUGGCCACUGGAAGAACAGCAAAAAUAGUUUAAUAAAAAAAUAAAAACCUGCAGACAUGUAUUAACAAAUGUAUUUAAGCCAACCAAGGUGCAGUCCUGCUGGUUCAAUGUUAUUCAUAUUUACAUGUAAUUGAUUAAACUCCAUACUGCACCUUUUAAACUCACUGCCUGUCCUUGCAGGGGUGUUAUCCUUCGAUGACGAUGUGGAGGUGGACCAUCCCUAUGGCGAUGAGGACGAGGCUGCGCUCGAGGCGGAGGUGAACGGCAACUGGACGCCACAGGAGAAGGCGCUCCACGAGGCGCGGCUCAAGGCCAAGGCCAAGCGGCGUGUGCGCAAAUCGUCAUCCCGCAGCGAGUCGCUCUCCGAGUCGCUGUCGGGUGAGCUGGCCGACGGCGACUCCCACAGCCCCAAGGGCAAGGUGCCCGUCCCCAACGACCGCAAGUCCAGGACGGGCAAGGGCCGGGGCCUGCCCAAGAAAGGUAUGUGCUAAUGUUAGGCUAACAGCUAAUAAUGCUAACUAUGCUAAUAGAUGGAUGGAAGUCAUCUACUCUGUAAGCGCUGGUGGUCUAGUGCCAGUUUUGGUCUGGGGCCAUAACAGUUUUUGUUUAGGAUUGAAGUCAGGUAAGCUGAUCAUAGAGCAGAGCUCAUGGCUGAGGUAAUCUCCCUGGGUUCACAAAACCCAUCUAUUCUAAAUGUGUCGCCAAUGAUAACUGACUAGCUCUGAUGUUGAUGUGGUCUUUUCACAACAGGUGGUGCAGGGGGUAAAGGUGUGUGGGGAGCAGCAGGGAUGGUGUACGAGGUAGAGGAACCAGAUGUCAAGGACCCCAACUACGACGAGGUUGCACAGGUAAGAGGGGGGGCACAAGUUAGAGGUGUGUGUAAACGACAUGAGCUCUCUCCUACCCCUAACCUACACAAUAGAGCCUCUGCACGCACCCCUCUCGUCUCCUCUUCACCAGUGUCCCCACAAUCCCUGUCCCAAAUUGUUACUACAAAGACAACAGUUACUUAGAUGAGGGGGCUACUACGGGCCAGGGUCGGGUUCUAGUUGUUUUGCUCUGAGCUCUGUUUUUGGACUAGCUUUUGUUCAGAAGUGGCCAGUCAUCACAAAGCCGCUGCCCGUUUUGGAUCAUAAAUAACAUGCUGGUGGUGAUUGCUGGGACUGGCGGUGAAUGCAGGGGCCACAUGCUCCCAGACAAGCAGAUAUUGUCCAUACAAAGUCCACAACUGGAUCAUGCUCAUCAGGACACAUUUUCAAAACAUUUUGUAAUAGAAGACUAAAAGCAGCAUUUCGUAUUGAACAGAUAAUACCUCCCCAUUUAGCGCUCCGUUUCGGACUGCUUUCUUCCUUUUCAUGGCGUCUGAACACAACCCUGUUGUCAACAUCCAUCGCCAUAAUUAUGACUCACAUAAUGAGUCGUACAUCCUCUUGAAUCUUUUUGAAUGGAAUCGGAAAAUACAGUUUUUAUUUGUAUUCUAUUCUGGGUGGAAUACCUUACAUUAUUAUCACAAAUGUAGGCUUGUUCUGUCAUAGGCCUUGACUAUAUUGUUUGGCUUCGUUAUGUCUUAUAUUCCACCAUACACCUUAGAAAUGCUCUAUGAUGGCGAGGGUUUUUGAAUUGCUAUAUAUUUUUUUACUUUAACCACAGUAUCAGUUGUAAGUGGAUGUCGAAGGCUUUCUUUGCUAUCCUGUGUGGUGAGGUCGCUGCGACUGAACCAUGUAGUGGGAAAGUGCCUCCAUCAAGGCUAUUGCUCAAGAGAUAAAAACCUAGGGAAAAAACCGGUGCCAAUUGCAAUGCAGUUUGGCCUUGAGUGCCGCUGUUUCAGAAACAGUACUGGAGCAGUGGUCCUGUGGCAGCAGGUAACUAGGACCGAGUUGGUGACACUAGAGAGCAGCCCUACUGACCUCUAAAAGCAUAUAGCCCUAUGGGCUUGGCCCUGGUCAAAAGUAGUGCACUUUAUAGGGAAUAGGGUGCCAUUUGGGACGUUACCAUUCUCUUGAGACACACAGGCCUGCUCUCCAGUAUAUCCCAGUAGUGGUAUGUCUGGGAUCCCUACUAACUAGGUGGUUUGUGUGGUAAGGGUCACAUGGGUCCUGUUUUGAAAACUUGAAAGUAUACAUCCAUCCUCCUCCCUUCCUGGAAGUAAUCACUCAAUCACGACUGGGUCUGUGAAAGUUACUUGAUUUCACCAUUUAAGAUCAAUGGUUACUUUAAGGAAGGGAGUUGCAGAAUAUUUUAAGUGUUCCAACAAUACCAUAACAGGUCAUUGGUGCAGUCUGAGAACAUUUUUGGUUGUUUUAAAGGUCAAGCAUACUUCUGAAACCAGGAGGGAAAACAGGAAAGUGAGUCAGUGCAUUGGGUAAUGGCUGAAACCCUCCCUCCUCGCCUCUCUAGUGAUAUUUUCCCUUCUUUUCAGAGCAGGUCAAAACAAUAGAGGUCUCACUCUCCGCUCUAGUUUCCUGAAGCCCUGCGCACUGAGGAAGCUUGCUUUUUCUUGUUUCUCUUGAAUCGGCCAAGUGCACUCAUCUGCUGGUAUUGUUGUUUAUAAAAACAUUUAAGCCGUUCUCUAGCGCGACUGGUGUGUUAAUAUUCAAAGUUUAGAAGUACACUGUAUAUGUCGGCAGCACUUGGCACAGAACUGCUAUCAUGCUGUUACACUUGCCAUAACCCGGCCAUUCAGCCUAAAUAUAAUGGCAGUUAUUGACCCCUGUCCUAUACCUUAAAAGGCCCAGUGCAGUCAAAAAUUUGAUUUUCUUGUGUUUUAUAUACAUUUCCACACUAGGUUAGAAUAAUACUGUGAAAUUGUAAAAAUUAUGAUUAUGCCCUUUUUUAGUUUAAACACUGUUUGAAAAGACCGCCUGAAAUUUCUGCCUGUUUUGGUGGGAGGGAGUUUUGGCCUUCCAUGGUGACAUUACUAUGUGGUAAAUUAGUUAGACAAAUACCUAACCUAAUUUUCAGUUUUCCACUCAAACCACUCCGACAGACCUAGCAAAAUUAUUGCUUGAGAAAUUGCUCUUUGCUAAGAAGCUAUUUAUUUGACCAUUAAAUUGAAAACAAUCACAGUAAGGUACUUCAUUGUUACCCAGAAAUGAUUUGAUAUUGAGAUAAAAACAGCUGCAUUGGACUUUUAACAAAUGCACCAGUAGCAUUUCAGAUUACAGCAUGGAAUAAAGUGGUAAAAACAUUAGGAUUUCAUGUAUUGAUUUGUUGUUUACAUUUCUUUAGAUUUGACUGUUUUCCCUCACCCUUUUCUCUUCUUCAUCUCCUUUCCCCCCGUUUAAAAAAAAAAAAGUGUAUUCAGUAUAUACUUUUGAGAAAUUACACUUCAAUUACAUGUUGCUUUUCAGGGCCGGUCCUUGCUGUUCUGCCGCCCUAGGCAAGACAAAAAUGAGUUACGUUGAAAAGACGUCAUUUAUAGACGUCUAUGUUUGGGCCAAAUCAAGGCUGGUCCAGACCGGACAAAAUCUGAACCAAACAGUCUAUGAUUGGUUUAGAUUUUGUCCGGACCGGACAAAAAUCAAUGUCCGUGGAUGUGGAAAUCAAGGCCGGUACGGACAGCACCAAAAAAAUAUGUCCAAAAGACAUGGUAGGCCCACCAUUUGUAAAACAGGCCGUUGCCUUGGCUUUAUUAGUCCUGAUUCCUGUGACUAAUGAAUUUGUCUAUUUUAAGUUCUGAAUAUCAGCUACCCAACUUUAUCAGGAGUUAUCGUGAGCCUAUUUGCAAUGUGUUUACACAGCAGGAACUGCAGAAGUAUUUUAUUUUUCACUAUGAUCGGCUUGUCAAAGAUUUACAGAUACAAUCAUGAAACCAUUGAUCAUGACAAUGGGGUGAAACACCAUGACAACAGGUUUGAUUGUCCAUUUUACUUUGACCUAACCUGUUUUUAGGAUAUGUUUGUUGUUUGACAGCACAUUUGAUUGGGUACCAUUUAGGUUAGGCUAUUUGAUCGGAGAAACCUGCAUGAUGUAAAAAGUGUAAGUCUCAUUACAUUCAUAAAUUCUAUCUCCAGUCUGUAGGCUACAGAAAAGGCCACGUACUCUUUCUACCAUAUCCUAUACAGUGUGGGAAAAAAGUAUUUGAUCCCCUGCUGAUUUUGUACGUUUGCCCACUGACAAAGACACGAUCAGUCUAUAAUUUUAAUGGUAGGUUUAUUUAAACAGUGAGAGACAGAAUAACAACAAAAUCAUCCAGAAAAACGCAUGUCAAAAAUGUUAUAAAUUGAUUUGCAUUUUUAAUUAGGGAAAUAAGUAUUUGACCCCUCUGCAAAACAUGACUUAGUACUUGGUGGCAAAACCCGUUUUGCCAAUCACAGAGGUCAGACGUUUCUUGUAGUUGGCCACCAGGUCUGCACACAUCUCAGGAGGGAUUUUGUCCCACUCCUCUUUGCAGAUCUUCUCCAAGUCAUUAAGGUUUCGAGGCUGACGUUUGGCAACUCGAACCUUCAGCUCCCUCCACAGAUUUUCUAUGGGAUUAAGGUCUGGAGACUGGCUAGGCCACUCCAGGACCUUAAUGUGCUUCUUCUUGAGCCACUCCUUUGUUGACUUGGCCGUGUGUUUUGGGUCAUUGUCAUGCUGGAAUACCCAUCCACGACCCAUUUUCAAUGCCCUGGCUGAGGGAAGGAGGUUCUCACCCAAGAUUUGACGGUGCAUGGCCCCGUCCAUCGUCCUUUGAUGCGGUGAAGUUGUCCUGUCCCCUUAGCAGAAACACCCCCAAAGCAUAAUGUUUCCACCUCCAUGUUUGACGGUGGGGAAGGUGUUCUUGGGGUCAUAGGCAGCAUUCCUCCUCCUCCAAACACAGCGAGUUGAGUUGAUGCCAAAGAGCUCCAUUUUGGUCUCAUCUGACCACAACACUUUCACCCAGUUCUCCUCUGAAUCAUUCAGAUGUUCAUUGGCAAACUUCAGACGGCCCUGUAUAUGUGAUUUCUUGAGCAGGGGGACCUUGCGGGCUCUGCAGGAUUUCAGUCCUUCACGGCAUAGUGUGUUACCAAUUGUUUUCUUGGUGACUAUGGUCCGAGCUGCCUUGAGAUCAUUGACAAGAUCAUCCUGUGUAGUUCUGGGCUGAUUCCUCACUGUUCUCAUGAUCAUUGCAACUCCACGAGGUGAGAUCUUGCAUGGAGCCCCAGGCAAAGGGAGAUUGACAGUUAUUUUGUUUCUUCCAUUUGCGAAUAAUCGCACCAACUGUUGUCACCUUCUCACCAAGCUGCUUGGCGAUGGUCUUGUAGCCCAUUCCAGCCUUGUGUAGGUCUACAAUCUUGUCCCUGACAUCCUUGGAGAGCUCUUUGGUCUUGGCCAUGGUGGAGAGUUUGGAAUGUGAUUGAUUGAUUGCUUCUGUGGACAGGUGUCUUUUAUACAGGUAACAAACUGAGAUUAGGAGCACUCCCUUUAAGAGUGUGCUCCUAAUCUCAGCUCGUUACCUGUAUAAAAGACACCUGGGAGCCAGAAAUCUUUCUGAUUGAGAGGGGGUCAAAUGCUUAUUUCCCUCAUUAAAAUGCAAAUCAAUUUAUAACAUUUUUGACAAGCGUUUUUCUGGAAUUUGUUGUUAUUCUGUCUCUCACUGUUCAAAUAAACCUACCAUUAAAAUGAUAGACUGAUAAUUUAUUUGUCAGUGGGCAAACGUACAAAAUCAGCAGGGGAUCAAAUACUUUUUUCCCUCACUGUAUCUGCUACAUGAUUUAUGUUGGAUGCUUUUUUUUUACGGAAUGUUGGUGGAGUGACGCACGCGUCUAACAGCACUCUGGAGAGGUGCGCUGGGAAUGGACAAGCAAAAUAUUUUGCACCCCUGCCUUUGACAAAGUGGGCACUGUUUAUGACAGGGCGCCAUCAGUGCUCACCUAAAAAGCCUAUGUACUGGUUGAGAGAAAUUGUCAUUGUUUUGGGGCAGAAUUGUGAGGUUUUAUGUGUUGUUGGAGGUGCGUCUUGGUCAGUUUAGCUCAGAAAAUGACGCCCUCGUCAAUCUGCCACCUAAUCCUGCCUAAUGAGCGAGCCGGCCAUGUUGAUGUUAUUAGAUGGCUAUUCCUCACCUAUAAUGUCGUGCGGUUUCAUUUUAAAGGGAGACACCGUGUACGCCACAGUUGUUCCAGAGCUGGACGAGAGAGAACUGGAGAAGACCAUCAACCCCAUCGUACAGGAGUACUUUGAACACGGGGACACAAAAGAAGUCCAGGUAAGUGUUUGAUGUUGUAUUAAAGGGAGGAAGAGGUUGGAUGGAGGGUUGGUUAUUUGAGAAGGCCUUUAGGUGGUGGUGCAUCCAUUUUAUUUUACUGUUUUGUCUCAAAACCAAAAUCAUUUUACUUCAAGUUAACUGUGUGUGUUUCUCUCUGUGUUCCCUGUGUCUGUGUCUGCACCAUACCCCCUCUUCCACUCCCAGAUGCUGCUGAAGGAGCUGAACCUUGGCCACCACAAGUACGAGUUCUCCAGCCUGGCCGUGUCCCUGUCUCUGGAGGGCAAGGCCAGCCACCGGGAGCUCACCUCCAGGCUGCUCCGUGACCUGGUCGGCAAGGAGCUCUCAGAGUCCGACAUGGCCCGAGCCUUCGACAAGAUCCUCAAAGAGCUGCCCGACCUUAUGCUGGACACGCCAGAGGCCCCACAGGUACUGGAUGGGGGAAGGUCUUGUUGGAAAAAUAUAUUAGCUGCAUCACAAAUGGCACUAUUUAGUACACUACUUUUGACAAGGGACCAUGGAGCUCUGGUCUGAAGUAUUCAGACCCAUUGACUUUUUCCAAUUUUUUUUACUUUGCAGCCUCUAAAAUGGAUUCAAUUGUUUUUUCCCCCCUCAAUCUACACACAAUACCCCAUCAUGACAAAGCAAAAACAGGUUUUUAGAAAUGUUUGCAAAUGUAUGAAACAUAUACGGAAAUAUGACAUACGUAAGUAUUCAGACCCUUUACUCAGUACUUUGUUGAAGCACCUUUGCAGCGAUUACAGCCUCAAGUCUUCUUGGGUAUGACACUACAAGCUUGAGUUUCUCCCAUUCUUCUCUGCAGAUCCUCUCAGGUUGGAUGGGGAGCGUCGCUGCACAGCUAUUUUCAGGUCUCUCCAGAGAUGUUCGAUUGGGUUCAAGUCCGGGCUCUGGCUGGACCACUCAAGGACAUUCAGAGACUUGUCCCGAAGCCACUCCUGCAUUGUCUUGGCUGUGUGCUUAGGGUCAUUGUCCUGUUGGAAGGUGAAUCUUCGCCCCAGUCUGAGGUCUUGAGUGCAAUAUAGCAAGUUUUCAUCAAGGAUCUCUGUACUUUGUUCCGUUAAUCUUUCCCUCGAUCCUGACUAGUUUCCCAUUCCUUGCUGCUGAAAAACAUCCCCACAGCAUGAUGCUGCCACCACCAUGCUUCACCGUAGGGAUGGUGCCAGGUUUCCUCCAGACGUGAAGCUUGGCUUUCAGGCCAAAGAGUUGAAUCUUGGUUUCAUCAGACCAGAGAAUCUUGUUUCUCAUGGUCUGAGAGUCCUUCAUGUGCCUUUUACUGAGGAGUGGCUUCUGCCUGGCCACUCUACCAUAAAGGCCUGAUUGGUGGAGUGCUGCAGAGAUGGUUGUCCUUCUGGAAUGUUCUCCCAUCUCCACAGAGGAACUCUGCAGCUCUGUCAGAGUGACCAUCGGGUUCUUGGUCACUUCCCUGACCAAGGCCCUUCUCCCCCGAUUGCUCAGUUUGGCCGGGGCGGCCAGCUCUAGGAAGAGUCUUGGUGGUUCCAAACUUCUUCCAUUUAAUAAUGAUGGAGGCCACUGUGUUCUUGGGGACCUUCAAUGUUGCAGAACCGUUUGGGUACCCGCCCCCAGAUCUGUGGCUCGAACCACAAUCCUGUCUCGGAGCUCCACGGACAAUUCCUUUGACCUCAUGGCUUGGUUUUUGCUCUGACAUGCACUGUCAACUGUGGGACAUUUACAAAUCAUGUCCAAACAAUUGAAUUUACCACAGGUGGACUCCAAUCAAGUUGUAGAAACAUCAAGGAUUAUCGAUGGAAAGAGGAUGCACCUGAGCUCAAUUUCGAGUCUCAUAGCAAAAAGGUCUGAAUACUUAAUUAAAUCAGGUAUUUGUGUUUUUUUAUUUUUAAUAAAUUGGCCAUUUCUAAACUAUUUUCGCUAUGUCAUUAUGGGGUAUUGUGUGUAGAUUGAGGGGGGGGAAUAAUUUUAUCAAUUUUAGAAUACGGUUGUAUUGUAACACAGUGGAAAAAGUAAAGAUCUGAAUACUUUUUGAAUGCACUGUAUAAGGAAUAAGGUGCCAUUUGGUAUGCGUUCAUUGUCAAUUUUCUUUCAGACACACAUUUAUUUGUCAUGCUGCUAUAAACCCAACCCAGCCCCCACAAGACAAACCCAUUUUUUAUUUAAAGAGAAUAACAUAACAUAUACUGUAGGUUUUACCUUUAACUCUCUCCAACUCUACAGAUGCUGGGACAGUUUAUUGCCCGAGCCAUCGCGGACCACGCUCUACCUAUGGCAUUCCUGGACCGCUACAAAGGCAAGGUGGACUGCGACCACGCUAGGUGAGCAGGGGUUAGAGGUCAAGGGGUGAGGGAUAUUAUUUUCUUUUUUUAAGAUGACAUUUGGUGAUUUAAAUUCUAACAACUUUUUGUGUCCUUAGAAUUAUAUUUAGGGUUGCUUCAGACAAACAACAAACUGGCACAGAGACAAUAAAUCGACAAGAACAUUAGAGACAAUGAUUUGAAUCAAGGCAGGGAGGAUUAGUUAAUGGUGAGCAUUUAGGGUGAUGAGAAUUCAGAUGAAGUUGCCCCUAAGGUCAGUUUUCUCUAAGGAUUAAGGAAUAUGGUGGAAAAGCCCACUUAACAUCAAAGCAGCCUGAAGUGGUUACCUAUAUAUCGGUCGCUGAGGUUGUGAGUUAAUUGCUUAAGAACCGCCUGAUAAGGGGCCAGGGUAAAUGUUUGCGUUUUCUCACCAUGGAGGCAUAGUCAUUCUCCAAGCAACUGAACGAGCCCCUCCAGAACUUAUUGUAGCCACAUGUCAUGCCUAGGAGGACCCUUGUUUGGUUUUACCUAAUGUUUGGAAUCUUCCAUUUUCUGUUGUUAAAGAUGUACUACUCAAACCUGAGAAUGUGAAUUCCAAUGCAAAUGAUACUGUUGGGAAUUACUGAUACUGUUGGGAAAGUCAAUUUUGUAGUUAAAACCUGCUGUUACCUGACACAUUCCCUGUCUUACUAGGCAAUUUUAUUCAGUAUGUAUUUUUUUUGUUCUGAAUUCAUGUGACCGUGUUCAAUAUCUAGCUGUGACUUGACACAUUCCCCUUUUCUCAUUGCGUCUCUCCGUGGUUAUGGUCAUGGUCGCGAUGAUGACUGUUGCGGUUAUUCCCCUCCCCACAGAGCUGCGUUGGACCGCGCGGCGGUGCUCCUCUCCAUGAAGAGAGAGAUGGUGCGGCUAGACAACGUGUGGGGCGUGGGCGGCGGCCUCAGACCUGUCAAACACCUCGUCAAAGAGGUAAGAGGCCCUCUCUGCCAAGUAGGCGGGACCUGGCGCCCCGCCCGCCAAUCAUCACAUGCCAGUGUUGUAUCAUUGUGUGACUCAUAUCAAAACAUUCCAGUUAUACAAGCAACCUCCCAUUCCGGAUGUUCUCUCUCUGCAUGCAUGAAAUGUGAUGCCUUGUUGGGAGUGAUAGGAGACACUUAAUGAGAAUCAAAAAUGGCAACAGACCUGGGUUCUGUUCAUAUUAUUUAAACCCAGGUCUGAAUGGCAAUUCAACAAAACCUAUAUUCAGCUAACACCCAUCUAUCAGAGGUAGAAACAUGCUAAACCAAUCAAAGGAGAGCUUUGUUAUAUUUAUCUGCAGCCUUCCAUUGUGGGUCAACUGUAUUUACACACAGUGGAGAUUACAGUUUUGUUCCCUCCACCUGAACCCAGACUCUCGGUGCAGAGAGACGGGCUCUGUCUGGUUGUGUCCCAAAUGGCACUGUAUUCCCUAUAUAGUGCACUGAAUAGGGUGCCAUUUGGGACGGAGACUGCCUGGUGUUCUGGAGCUGCAUUCGUCUGUUAUGUAACGUAAACACAACAAGGUGGAGAGAGAACUGCAUGCUGGGUAAAGAGUUACAGGGAGCCCUGCCAGGGUGGUGUCGGCUAUCUGCCUGUUUCAGCACAACGCUGUCCCUCAGAGGUUGGAUCUGUCAUGAGGGGUGUGUGCGCGCAUUUGUGUGGUCAAAGGGGUCUUUGCUCCCUGAACUAAAUGGAUCAUUUGGCACCCUCUUGUGUGCCCGUGUGCAUGCAUGCAAGUGUGUGAAUGUGCACGGCUGCACACGCUUGUGACUGUGUCAGGAAUGAGUAUGCAGUAGUAGAGCAAGAGUAUUGUGUAACCCACCGUACGUUAGUCUCUGUAGCCUGCAGACUCUUGACCCAGGUUUGAUUUCCUGCCUGUCCUUGUUGGGCCUCAGGCUCUGAUCGAGUGGGUCUUCGCUGGGCUACAGAGGACACACACAGCCUGCCAGAACAGGAGCUCCUUGGGUGCGUCCCAAAUGGCACCUUAUCGCCUGUAUACUGCACUACUUCUGACCAGAGCCCUAUGGACCCUGGUCAAAAGUAGUGCACUACAUAGGUUCAUUAGGGAAACAGAUUUUGCCUCUCUCCUCUGGGUUUGAUCAAAUCACUCUGCCACGGACUACAUUGAAGUCAGAGUAUGGGUGUUAAGAGCAAUUUGAAUAGCAGUAUCCCCAUAGGGCAUUUUCACAUAUGGAUUUGGUACUGUGGUGAGGUUCCCUGGAGCGUUCUGUCACAAGACAUGGAAAUAACCGUUUCAGGGUGUGAUUUGACAACACGCUCCAAGAACCGGAUCAUACAGAGAUAUGUGUGUAAGAGUCAGACAAGUGCCCUUAUUCCCCGGCUGUUACUUUGUAUAGUGCUUUUGGCCGUGCAUAGUUAUCAGAAUUGAAUACAGGGGUGUGUGUGCACAGUGGGCAAUAUCUUUGUAAACAAAGCUGCCUGUGACUACUGCGCAAACAUUGUUAAGCCAGGGUUGAUUGAAUACCAUACCAUCGCACACACAAACCGAAUAGGACUGAUAAGUCAGUGCUGUGAGGGACUAGGAGACUAGUAGAGUGCUCCAGAGCAUCUUGCUGUGUCACAAAUGGCACCCUAUUUCCUUUUAUAGUGCACUACUUUUAACCAGAUCCCAUAGGUAGUGUACUUUAAAGGGAAUAGGGUCAGGGUGCCAUUUGGGACACAGCCUGUCUGUCUAGCUUCUUUUAAUCUGGGCUUUAGGAAGGCAGCCAGUCCUUUUAUGCCCUUAUUCUCACCACUUAAACACUGUCUGGCAGAGGACCGGAUUGGUAUGGUUUGGCAGCACCGUGCUCAGGGGUGAAGCCUUGUUCCCGCUCGUCAGCGAGAUCGCGCACCAGUUAAACCCCCAGCGGCGGCAACCGCUGGAACCCUGCCCCUAUUUCACUGCUUCACCAUGGAGAAGGGUAGUCGGCACAGUGCCUGCUCCAGCUGAGGGAUGUUUGGAGAGGGUGUGUGUUUGGGGGGUCUAGGGGUUCUCUCCUGCCGGCGCAUCCCAUAGGAGAUUGUUUACAGCUGGGGCCGUACAAACAGAACCAGCGUCAGCAAUAGGGCUGUCCCCGACCAAAAAACUACUAUCUUGGUCGACGAGUCUCGUCAGUUCUUUCGACCAAACAUAUUUUUUUUAUAUAUAUACAGUGGGGAGAACAAGUAUUUGAUACACUGACGAUUUUGCAGGUUUUCCUACUUACAAAGCAUGUAGAGGUCUGUAAUUUGUAUCAUAGGUACACUUCAACUGUGAGAGACAGAAUCUAAAACAAAAAUCCAGAAAAUCACAUUGUAUGAUUUUAAAGUAAUUAAUUUGCAUUUUAUUGCAUGACAUAAGUAUUUGAUCACCUACCAACCAGUAAGAAUUCCGGCUCUCACAGACCUGUUAGUUUUUCUUUAAGAAGCCCUCCUGUUCUCCACUCAUUACCUGUAUUAACUGCACCUGUUUGAACUCGUUACCUGUAUAAAAGACACCUGUCCACACACUCAAUCAAACAGACUACCAACCUCUCCACAAUGGCCAAGACCAGAGAGCUGUGUAAGGACAUCAGGGAUGAAAUUGUAGACCUGCACAAGGCUGGGGUGGGCUACAGGACAAUAGGCAAGCAGCUUGGUAAGAAGGCAACAACUGUUGGUGCAAUUUUUAGAAAAUGGAAGAAGUUCAAGAUGACGGUCAAUCACCCUCGGUCUGGGGCUCCAUGCAAGAUCUCACCUCGUGGGGCAUCAAUGAUCAUGAGGAAGGUGAGGGAUCAGCCCAGAACUACACGGCAGGACCUGGUCAAUGACCUGAAGAGAGCUGGGACCACAGUCUCAAAGAAAACCAUUAGUGUAACACUACGCCGUCAUGGAUUAAAAUCCUGCAGCGCACGCAAGGUCCCCCUGCUCAAGCCAGCGCAUGUCCAGGCCCGUCUGAAGUUUGCCAAUGACCAUCUGGAUGAUCCAGAGGAGGAAUGGGAGAAGGUCAUGUGGUCUGAUGAGACAAAAAUAUAGCUUUUUGGUCUAAACUCCACUCAGUGUUUGGAGGAAGAAGAAGGAUGAGUACAACCCCAAGAACACCAUCCCAACCGUAAAGCAUGGAGGUGGAAACAUCAUUCUUUGGGGAUGCUUUUCUGCAAAGGGGAUAGGACGACUGCACCGUAUUGAGGGGAGGAUGGAUGGGGCCAUGUAUCGCGAGAUCUUGGCCAACAACCUCCUUCCCUCAGUAAGAGCAUUGAAGAUGGGUUGUGGCUGGGUCUUCCAGCAUGACAACGACCCUAAACACACAGCCAGGGAGUGGCUCCGUAAGAAGCAUCUCAAGAUCCUGGAGUGGCCUAGUCAGUCUCUAGACCUGAACCCAAUAGAACAUCUUUGGAGGGAGCUAAAAGUCCGUAUUGCCCAGUGAUAGCCCCGAAACCUGAAGGAUCUGGAGAAGAUCUGUAUGGAGGAGUGGGACAAAACCCUGCUGCAGUGUGUGCAAACCUGGUCAAGACCUACACACAAAGGUUUCUGUACCAAAUAUUAAGUUCUGCUUUUCUGAUGUAUCAAAUACUUAUGUCAUGCAAUAAAAUGCAAAUUAAUUACUUAAAAAUCAUACAAUGUGAUUUUCUGGUCUCUCACAGUUGAAGUGUACCUAUGAUAAAAAUUACAGACCUCUACAUGCUUUGUAAGUAGGAAAACCUGCAAAAUCGGCAGUGUAUCAAAUACUUGUUCUCCCCACUGUAUAUAUAUGUAUGUAUAUAUACAGUGGGGAGAACAAGUAUUUGAUACACUGCCGAUUUUGCAGGUUUUCCUUGUUAAAAAGCAUGUAGAGGUCUGUAAUUUUUAUCAUAUGUACACUUCAACUGUGAGAGAUGGAAUCUAAAACAAAAAUCCAUAAAAUCACAUUAAGAUUUUUAAGUAAUUAAUUUGCAUUUUAUUGCAUGACGUAAGUAUUUGAUACAUCAGAAAAGCAGAACUUAAUAUUUGGUACAGAAACCUUUCUUUGCAAUUACAGAGAUCAUACGUUUCCUGUAGGUCUUGACCAGGUUUGCACACACUGCAGCAGGGAUUUUGGCCCACUCCUCCAUACAGACCUUCUCCAGAUCCUUCAGGUUUCGGGGCUGUCGCUGGGCAAUAUGGACUUUCAGCUCCCUCCAAAGAUUUUCUAUUGGGUUCAGGUCUGGAGACUGGCUAGGCCACUCCAGGACCUUGAGAUGCUUCUUAUGGAGCCACUCCUUAGUUGCCCUGGCUGUGUGUUUCGGGUCGUUGUCAUGCUGGAAGACCCAGCCACGACCCAUCUUCAAUGCUCUUACUGAGGGAAGGAGGUUGUUGGCCAAGAUCUCGCGAUACAUGGCCCCAUCCAUCCUCCCCUCAAUACGGUGCAGUCGUCCUGUCCCCUUUGCAGAAAAGCAUCCCCAAAGAAUGAUGUUUCCACCUUCAUGCUUCACGGUUGGGAUGGUGUUCUUGGGGUUGUACUCAUCCUUCUUCUUCCUCCAAACACGGUGAGUGGAGUUUAGACCAAAAAGCUCUAUUUGUCUCAUCAGACCACAUGACCUCCUCCCAUUCCUCCUCUGGAUCAUCCAGAUGGUCAUUGGAAAACUUCAGACGGGCCUGGACAUGCGCUGGCUUGAGCAGGGGGACCUUGCGUGCGCUGCAGGAUUUUAAUCCAUGACGGCGUUAGUGUGUUACUAAUGGUUUUCUUUGAGACUGUGGUCCAGCUCUCUUCAGGUCAUUGACCAGGUCCUGCCGUUGUAGUUCUGGGUGAUCCCUCACCUUCCUCAUGAUCAUUGAUGCCCCACGAGGUGAGAUCUUGCAUGGAGCCCCAGACCGAAGGUGAUUGACCGUCAUCUUGAACUUCUUCAAUUUUCUAAAAUUGCGCCAACAGUGGUCAGCAAGCUGCAUGACAUAAGUAUGAUCACCUACCAACCAGUAAGAUUCGGCUCUCACAGACCUGUUAGUUUUUCUUUAAGAAGCCCUCCUGUUCUCCACUCAUUAGCCUGUAUAACUGCACCUUUGAACUCAUUACCUGUAUAAAAGACACCUGUCCACACACUCAAUCAAACAGACUCCAACCUCUCCACAAUGGCCAAGACCAGAGAGCUGUGUAAGGACAUCAGGGAUAAAAUUGUAGACCUGCACAAGGCUGGGAUGGGCUACAGGACUAUAGGCAAGCAGCUUGGUGAGAAGGCAACAACUGUUGGCGCAAUUAUUAGAAAAUGGAAGAAGUUCAAGAUGACGGUCAAUCACCCUCGGUCUGGGGCUCCAUGCAAGAUCUCACCUCGUGGGGCAUCAAUGAUCAUGAGGAAGGUGAGGGAUCAGCCCAGAACUACACGGCAGGACCUGGUCAAUGACCUGAAGAGAGCUGGGACCACAGUCUCAAAGAAAACCAUUAGUAACACACUACGCCGUCAUGGAUUAAAAUCCUGCAGCGCACGCAAGGUCCCCCUGCUCAAGCCAGCGCAUGUCCAGGCCCAUCUGAAGUUUGCCAAUGACCAUCUGGAUGAUCCAGAGGAGGAAUGGGAGAUGGUCAUGUGGUCUGAUGAGACAAAAAUAGAGCUUUUUGGUCUAAACUCCACUCGCCGUGUUUGGAGGAAGAAGGAGGAUGAGUACAACCCCAAGAACACCAUCCCAACCGUGAAGCAUGGAGAUGGAAACAUCAUUCUUUGCGGAUGCUUUUCUGCAAAGGGGACAGGACGACUGCACCGUAUUGAGGGGAGGAUGGAUGGGGCCAUGUAUCACGAGAUCUUGGCCAACAACCUCCUUCCCUCAGUAAGAGCAUUGAAGAUGGGUCGUGGCUGGGUCUUCCAGCAUGACAACGACCCGAAACACACAGCCAGGGCAACUAAGGAGUGGCUCCGUAAGAAGCAUCUCAAGGUCCUGGAGUGGCCUAGCCAGUCUCCAGACCUGAACCCAAUAGAAAAUCUUUGGAGGGAGCUGAAAGUCCGUAUUGCCCAGCGACAGCCCCGAAACCUGAAGGAUCUGGAGAAGGUCUAUAUGGAGGAGUGGGCCAAAAUCCCUGCUGCAGUGUGUGCAAACCUGGUCAAGACCUACAGGAAACGUAUGAUCUCUGUAAUUGCAAACAAAGGUUUCUGUACCAAAUAUUAAGUUCUGCUUUUCUGAUGUAUCAAAUACUUAUGUCAUGCAAUAAAAUGCAAAUUAAUCUAUAUAUAUCCUGUGUUUUUUAAUCAAAUCAACUAUAUGCACUGAGCUUGUCUGAUGCUUUAAGUGCACUGUUUGAUGAAAUAACACACAGAUGACUAGAGUGAGUCAGACCGCAAUUGAUUUGUGCCGGGCCGGGCUCCAAAAAAAAUAAUGACCGCGAGUAACUGUGACCCGUUGUCUCUCUCGCCUCCCUGCUGCAGCGAGCACAACAAAACAUCAACAGUGUUUAUCGCGCUGUCAGUGUUGCUGAAGCCUUUAUUACAUCAAAGACUAAAAGCAGUUGCAUGCAUUUGUGAAUGCAAUUGCCGACAUGGAACGGUUUAUUUAUUGUUUAUGCUAAUUAUUCAAGGGCCACUUUAUUUUAAACCCAAUGCUUGAUUGCAUUUCAAAUCAUGAAUGACUUUUGUAUGCUGUGUGAUGACAUGAACAAAUUAUUGUUUGAUACAGUAGGCUUUAAGGAUAAAAGAAUAGCCUAAGUUUCGGUAUUAAGUCUAAACAGGAUGCGCUCUUAGGCCUACAGCUCAAUGGUGGUUAUACAAGGCUGCUAUACAAAGCCUACUAAUGAUAAUGACAUUACUUAUUAUUAUAAUGAUCAUAUUAAUAAUGGUAAUAAAAUAAGGAGAUCAAGAAAAAGGGUUAUUAUUAUGAUUAAUAUUAUUUUACUGACAAUUUGGAACAGUGUAAACACUAAAUAAGUAAUACCAGAGGCUGUUCUAACGGAAAAAUAAAGUGUAAAGUCUUUAUUACAGCAUAGCAAAGAUUUAAAAGCAGCCGAAUGUGUAAAAUUGUUUAUCAGACGUUGUGGUUGCUUGAGGCUUGGUGUUCACGGAAUCAGUAGGCUAUUAAACAAACACACAAGCAGGAUCUGUCUUAUUUCUGUAGAUCUAUAUGGAUGAUUUAUAAAGCCAAGCACAUUUAACAGUUAGGCUGUUGAUUUAUAGACCUAAUUAAGUUGGUUUCCCCUCUCCUCACUAUUCUCAGACAAUUGAGGCAAGGGCUGUUUUCUCAUCUCCUAACUCCACUGCUGCCUCCGCCGCUUUAUUCUCAACACCAAUAUGCUGGGUAACAUUGCUAUUAUGCACAUAGCAACAUGGUCUAGGAAAAAAGGCGCCAAUUCAACAGCGCACUGUUUCAGAACCACGGACAGUGGCCAUUAUCCAACGAGGGUGAAAGCACAUUUGUUAUAAAAUAUUUUUUGGUGUUGCACUGUUGUUCUUAUGUAAUAUAACUAUAUACAAUUUCAGUAGCACAUGUCUUAGUGAUGGACUGUGCCAUCCUCACUGCCUCCACAAUGGAUUAGUCCACUCAGACAGGUGUCUUGUACGCCAUUAAUGUAUAAUUUUUUUUUGCUAUAUGCUCGACUAAAGAAAUCUCGGUCGACCAACAGCCUAUCGACCAGUCGACUAAAUGGGGUCAGCCCUAGUCCGCAAAGCACCAAGCUUUUGUGGAAUUGCAGUUGCACACAAGGUUCAUAACUGAACAGGAACAUGAGUACUACACAUAAAAACAGACAUUGUUUGGUCAUUGAGCAUUGUGAUUUGACUUUGCUCCAUUUGUCCAGCCAGUGAUCGCUUUUGGAGUCCUCUCCCCGAUUCUUGACUUCCUGUAUUGACAGGGAAAAACCUUGCACUAUCAAAUAAACAAGGCCCGGUAGUCACUGCUGAGAAAUGUCUGAAACUAUAGAUAAGAUGCAUAUUUUAUCUAUUGGACCUAGGCUUUAGCUCAGUGGGAUAAGUCUUGAGAACCAUGUUCGAAACCUUGUCUGUCAAAUCUGUAUUGGGCAGUGUUUUAGCCAUGGGUGGUGAAUGAUGGAGUGAAUGAUAGAUUUGAUUGAUUCAUACUUUAUUGAUAUGUGUUUCAGAUGAACUUGCUGCUGAAGGAGUACUUGGUAUCGGGAGAGGUGAAGGAGGCAGAACGCUGUCUGCGGGACCUAGAAGUACCUCACUUCCACCACGAGCUUGUCUAUGAGGUAAACACUACUAAAAGCGCUUUGGGUCCUGUUUAGAAGGGCACACUGUAUCAAAAGUAUUUUGCAACAGAAAGCGAAAAUGUUAUUGGACAACUACAUGGAGGAUCUUCCUUUUUAAUUAUUUUUAGAAAAUAUAUAUACUGAACAUGGCCUUUGCUGUCAGCACAAGGAUAUUUACAUUUACAUUUACGUCAUUUAGCAGACGCUCUUAUCCAGAGCGACUUACAUUAUUUAUUGAUAGCGGAUCAGUGAUGGCUCUACUGUACUUUCAAUAGUUAUGUAGCUAGUUGUCUAUGCGUGCAAUGUUGAAUAUGAUGUGUGGUGUAAUCUUACUUCCCUUUUCAGUAUUUAUAAGACUAUAGGUUUAUGACAUAUGUUAUCUUAAAAAUGCAUCUAUGUUCCAUGAUGCUGUAAAGAAAGUUUGAUUUAUUGUUUUUUGUCUGACAUAUGUUAUCUUGCAAACCAUUACCUAACAUUAUUCCACCAGCAACAGUAUCCUAGAUACCAAUUAAAUGCUAAUGUAAUCAGUUACUCAAAAAUAAAAUAAUGCCAAAUCCAUGCACCAUGGUGAGAAUUAAAGUAAUGCUGCCCCAAUGUGGUUAAAUAGGGGAUUGAAACCUUUCUGAAAACAUUUUACUAGUUUGAAAAGAACAAGUUGACCAGCGCCUUUUAGUGUCAAAUAAUUAUUCAGUCUCAUCUUGGUCAAGCUGACAUUCCACAUAACGGAGAAUUUAAGGCACUGUGUGCAUGACAUAACCGGUGUCCCAAAUGGCACCCUAUUCCCUUUAUAGUGCGCUGGGCAAAGGUAGUGCACUAUAUAGGGAAUAGGGUGCUAUUUGGGACACAGUCAAUUUUACAAUCAUUUUGUACAUACAUAGACAUUAGCAUAAAGUCUAAUGCAUUUUCUUCUCCUUUUCUCCUGGCUGGUCACCAGGCUGUUGUCAUGGUGCUGGAGUCUAAGGGGGACACGGCCAUCAAGAUGAUGUGUAAGCUCCUCCAGGCCUUCUGGAAGAUUGGCCUCAUCACAGUGGACCAGAUGAACCGGGUACGUCCCUGUACGCACCAGAAAGUAGCACCAAAUUCACUGGUAGCACUAGCACAAAAAAAAGCACUUCAACUUCUAAAAACUAUUUCCAGUGAUAUGACUGCAGGUUUUCAUUUUUCAGCACUACAAUUAAGAUGGCAUGAAUCUAAAAUGUUAAACUAGUAGUAAUUGUCAACGUCAGACCUUGUGGAUUCAAACCCAUCUGUAGACAUCCGUAGCUACUCAGUCAAGGCAUAUUUACUGUUGCUGAUAUAGCUACAGUAUUCUGCCAUAUUCUCUCUAGCUACAGUGUAUAUGUUGUUAUAUUCUCUCUAGUCACUGUCAAUGCAUAUUCAUUUGUUACCUGACAAGCUCUGAAGUGACUGAAUUGAUUCAUCUUCUCUUAUAUUGUCCUAUGAUGGAAAGUAUUCUUUGACUGUAUGAUUUACUUACUCAUCAAGUAUUGUUGUAACAUCCAGGGCUUCCAGCGUGUGUACGACGAGCUGCCAGAGAUUAACCUGGAUGUACCCCAUGCCCACUCAAUCAUGGAGUCCUUUACGGACCUCUGCUACCAGGAGUCUGUUAUCACCAAACAGUUGAGAGACUCCUGUCCCUCCAGGUCAGUCCCAGUGUUGAGUGGUGCAAACUCUUUCAUUUUGUCUAUUGGGUAUAGUCAGUCCCUCCAGGAUUCUGCGAUCACAUUUAUUUUAGCAAAAUCAAGAAUUGCCUGCAAAUUAUGCGAGGGCUUGCAAAUUUGACCAAUCACUGCACUAUUUCUGCAUAAAACUAAAAACAUUGUGACUCAUCACCGCACUACAAAAAGAGGGCUCACGAUUUCAACCAAUCACCGCACAUUUACUGCAUAAUAUGAUUUAAAUCAAGCCACAUGUCAACAAACCUUUUCCCACUUCAGCGCAUUUUCGCAACAAAUUGGACAAAAUCAUUGCAUAUUGUCAUGCAAAAGGUCAGAAUUGCUGCAUCAAAAUUAAGCAUUUUUGCCUGCAAAUAUCACUAAAAUCUCUGCCAAAUCCUGGAGGGGCUGUAUAGUCAAGUAAUGAUAUUUUUGAUAAUACUAGACUAAUCGGAGUAUGCAUACUUAAUGACCUUACUUCGAUUAAGAUAAGUGUUUACAUUAAUAAUGCCAUAGUCUGAGUAAUAUCAAGUUAGUGUACAUGUAAACCCACUCAAUUAGUAUAUUAAUGACUUUAUGUAAAGCUUAACUAGGCCCCAAGUGUUUUAUAUUGUAAGGCUGAGGACUCCUCUCCUCUAAACUCAUUGGUAGCCUAUAAAGUAUUGAAUCGCCUGUUCUGUCUGUGUCCACCAGGGGGCGGAAGCGGUUUGUGAGUGAGGGAGACGGGGGCUUGAUCAAGAUCUAGUGCGGAGGAGGGGGGGUGCUCGGCGGCCCCUCGAGCCGCAGGUCUGAGGCUGGGCAGGCUCGCGGUCAGACUCCCCUGCUUUAUCUCCGCCCCUUUCACCCCCCACUCACUCACCCACAGCCACACACUGAUGCUGACAUCAGGUGAAGGAGGACUGAAGAGACAGGCCCGGGCAAUCUUUUUUUUGUUUGUUUUUUUAACUAGUUUUUUCCCCUGUAAUUUUUGUAAGAACGUUUUAAAAAAAAUCUGGGGUUGGUGAUCAUUCUUUUCAGUCUUGUCUGAGUCGAGGCCCUGGAGAAAGGGGGGUCAAAUGGAGUCACUUAAGAUGGGGUUAAGGGUCAACGGGAAGUGGAAAGGGGAUUAUGUAUUGUCUUGUGCUGGGCACGGGUUAUUUUGGCUUAACAAUUUUGCUACACCGGUGACUGUUUUUCUCUAAUUUUAUUUUUGCUUUGCAUGUAUAACGCUCAUUAACAAAAAAUACAAAACACUUGUCAAAAAAAGAACUUGUCAUCAGCAUACUGCAUCGCAAGCUCUUAUGAACCGAAUCGCUCUUUGGAAUGACAUUUUUGGCCAAAGCUUUCUGUAAUUACACAAAGACAAAGUUAUAUGGUUCUUUAUUUUUCUUUUUGUUGGUGAUUUUGCUGUAUCAGUUGGAUUAUCUGUCCACUCCACAGGCAGGGGUGCUACUGUUCCUAGGCAGGGUUGUUAAACUGUAAUAAGCACAGCAGCAGUCACUCACAAAAGCCUGUCAGCUUUAUAACUAGAGCCCAGAUCAGGGCCUUCCUUCUUCCCCUUAGUGGAAGGCCUCUCCCUUCUAGUACACUGUAAUUGAGUGUCAGAAUGAGGGGCGGGGGGGAGAGCGUCUCUAAAUAUACAGUGCAAAUACUCAGGAUCUCUAGAACCCCUCUUCCAUUCGCUGAGCUGUUGACAGACAAACUGGAACACCCUGCAGGCUUUUGUUGUGUUCGUAUUGUGAUGUUUCAUUUACGAACUCCCACUGUUACAUGUCAUCCAGUGGAACCUGUAGAAUCUGGACAUCAAAUAUUUUUAAUUGUGCUUGAUUAGACUUGUCUGGCGCAAUGGAACCAAUUAAUUAGUCUCCCUGCCUUUCAGGCACUCCAGGCAGGCUACAUCAAAUGCUCAAUAAGUAUUUGAAAGAAAAAUACAUUUGAACCCAGGUCUGGCCCUCGGAGAGUGCGAAGGAAACAGAAGUCUUAUCGCUGAUCUAGGGUCUCGUAUGAGAAUGCAAUGUAUUUUUCCUGCCUUUGUUGACCAAUAUGUAAAGUAAUAAGCUCCGAAUUGUAACGUGAGGGUUCUGGAUGGGGAAAACAAUACAGCUUUUCAUUGAUUAAAAAAAUCGUUACAAAACUA